Molecule: messenger RNA, 3525 nt
Organism: Sceloporus undulatus (fence lizard)
Lineage: Eukaryota; Metazoa; Chordata; Lepidosauria; Squamata; Phrynosomatidae
Product: NACHT, LRR and PYD domains-containing protein 1-like
Exons: 13
Coding region: 240-1967 (575 amino acids)
Biological process (GO): inflammatory response; regulation of apoptotic process; innate immune response
Cellular component (GO): canonical inflammasome complex
Source: RefSeq, a predicted model, not a curated record
CAGAGGACGGAGGCAGCAGGAGAGGAAGCGAUUGGGCGUUUCCACUUUUCUGCUCAGUUUCACUUUUCCUCAGCUCCAGCCUCGGAUACUUGGACUCCGUUUAAGAUCCAAAAGGCACCGCGGAAAUAAUAACAACCCACUUGGAGACCGUUUUGGGUUUGGGCAGCAGUUUGGGUCCUGGCUCCUCUGCUCCAGGCCCAAGAGGAAGGAGGAGGAGGAGAAGGAGGGCUCCCGCCGCCAUGCCAGAGACAAUCCCCGAGACCCUUCUUCUCGUUCUGCGGGAGCUGGAGGAGAAUGAGCUGCGCCAGUUCAAGAGGGAGCUGGAGAAGUUGCUCUUCUUCAGAGAGGCCGACUCCGACCCGCCCAGGAUGAGCCAGGACCCCGAGGAUCCCGAGGAGGUCCUGGAGCUCCUGCUCCUCUACCACCGAGAGCGAUUCCAGGUCCUGGAGGUGACCUUCCAGCUGCUCAGGGCCAUCCACCGCCCGGACCUGGCCCCCAGGCUGUACACUCCUUCCGACACCAGGAGCGGAAUUGCCAGCCUCCGGGAUGAAGAUGAAGAUGAAGAUGACCGGCAAAUAACAGAACAAAGCAUCACUUUGAUCCUCCCUAAACCUCCGAGACGAGAUCUCUCAGGUGCUAUAGCAGAGUCGUACAACUUGGAAGUAGAGGAAAAGAAGAACCCAGAAGAAUUUGAGAUAUUAUUUAGUUGCCCUCGGUGUCCAAGAGAGGAUCAUGCAAUAAACAUCAGACCUGAAACUAUUUUGGAUCCAGAAAGGGGCUACAAUAUUUACAGACUGAAAUGCACUAAGAGAGGCUCCUUCCAUUGCUGCAUUACUGAUUUCAUAUUUGAUGUGAGAGCACCUGUCACCCUCACCUAUCAUUUUGAUUCAUGGACAAAGCAUCUGAAUGCAGAGCAAAGAAAACACUGGCUCAUUGUUGGCCCUUUGCUUGAUAUUCAGGCAGAUCCAGAAGAAGCUAUAAAAGCAAUUCAUAUUCCUCACUUCCUGUGUCUUCAAGGUAACGUCCACUCUAAAAUCCGUAUUGCACACUUUAUGAAAGACGGGAUGAGCUUGGAGAGGCCAGACAGAGUGGAAUCAUUUCAUGUGAAGUUGAAAAACCCCACUUUCUCUUCCCGUGGAGCUGUUCUCAAGAAGCAGUGGUUUAAAAGGAAGAUAAAGGCCCAUGCAGUGGCCCUGCUGUAUCAAGACCUUCGAGUCCCAAUCCUGAAAUUCCACCUCUACCUCCUUCCCAAUGACUCUUCCCUUAAAAAGGCUGUCCAUGAGCAUGAACUGAAUUAUGAUUCACAGAGAGUUCGAAAACCCCCUGCGACCAUGAAGGCUCUGACUAUUGGUUCCCACUUCUUUCUGGAAAAGAUUGUUGGUGUAGCUAUCCAUCCAGAGAAACUAGAGUUUAAAUACCUGUCUGCAGACAUGGAGCAUCAAUACCUUGAACUAUUUGCAGAUCACAUGGAGGAUGCACUACGGCUUUCCCUGGUUGAGAAGAAAAAAAAUGAAUUAGUUUGGACAGCCUACAUAAGAAGAGAGGAUUUGCAUCCUGUAAAAGAUCAGAAACAAAAUGCAGGCCAGUCUACUGAUGGCCCAGUGGAGAAGAACGAAUUCUGUACAACUGCUGCUGUCAGCAGGCAGACCCACACACCACUCACAGCUGAUGCCAUCCAAAGAAAUGAGAAACAUCAACCUGGGUCACCAGGGAUGCACUUCAUUGAGCAGCACCGGGAGAAGCUGAUAGACCGGACCAACAAUGUGGAGGGAGUCUUGGAUGCGCUUUAUGGGACCGUCAUAGAUUAUGCGCAAUACCAAAAAAUUCUCUCCAGGGACACCCCUCAGAAUAAAAUGCGGGAGCUCUAUAUGCUGGUGCCAAGCUGGAAUCGCUUCUGCAAGGAUCAGCUUUAUGAGGCAUUGAAGGACAAGCAGAAGUUCCUUAUUGAAGACCUUGAAGGGAGAUGAAGCCACAAAUGACCAAAUGAAGCCACAAAUGAUACUGCCAAAUGCCUGUCCUGUUGUGGCCUCAGUGCUUUUGUUCUUAUUCAUGAACUUAAUGGGACACAAAGCACAAAUGUUGUGAAUCUGCACAGAACAGCAGUUGCUAUUGCCUGACCUGCAUUGUCUUGCUUUCUUGGCUUUGAUGCUCUUGAAGAGCCAUGGGGCCACAAAAGGAAAGUGCUAUUUCCCAGAAAUCCAGAUGCAUAUCCAGAAUGAUUUCAAUGCUUCCACUUGUAUUUUACAGAAAGACAGAAUCUGCAGGAAGUUGUGUUUGCUGCUCAGCCCAAAGUCAUUUCCUGUUCAAAAAAAGCCUCUGCUGAGCCAGUAUGUUGGUUUGUGCAUUGGGUUACGAUUAUGAACUCCAGGGUUUGAAUCCCCCCUUUCACUCAGCCAUGGAAAGCCAGCGGGUGACCAUGGGCAAGUCACAGUCUCUCAGCCUCAGAAGAAGGCAAAGUCAACCCCCCUCUCAACAAACCUUGCCAAGAAAACCUAGUGACAGAUUCAUCCUAGGGUUGCCAUAAGUUGGAAACAACUUGAUGGCACAUAACCAAAGGGAUUAAAAUGGUCUGGGAGAAAGAGGGAAAUAUGCUAAAAAUGUAUUCUCACACAGCCUAGGAGCAUUCUGGGACUUUCCCACCAGACAUUGGGGGAAGUCUAAAGACAUUGCAGACCAUACUUUCCUCACCAACUGGAGAAAAGUUAUAGUUUAGAGAAAAGCUAUAAUUUGGCUUGUUCUCAUGUGGCUUCAUCCCUCCAUACAGUUGGUGUCAGAAAUAACGUGAAUUCGAACCACCCAGUGCGGAAGACCCCCAGUUCCAGACUCAUCUGAUAAGGGCUAGUUUAGGCAUCUUGGCCUCCAGAGAGUCCUGGCCUGAUCGGUUCUAGAAACCAUUUGUUUGCCUUCUUGGCUGUCCAUGGUUUUCUUAGUACUUUUCUCCAGUUGUUGUUGUUAACUGCCUUUGGUUGGACCUUGAAGCAGCUUUCUAUCCUGGUUCUAUGGUGACCUCUAGGGACAAAUGCCCGACAUUGUUGUGUGCAAGUCCUAUAACUCCUACUUGUUUCCGUGGGUGGACAGGGCUUAGUUAAAUUAUUUAAUGCAACAGCUGAAAGAAGGAAACUCUUUGGUAUCCAGUGUCCCAGCAAAGGAUAUCACAGUGACAGGCAGCUCAUAACUAUAUCUGGCAUUUGUGGAUUUUUGGGAACAGGCAGAGUAAACUGAGUGGGUGUACUAAGUGUGUGUGUGUGGGAUGGGAAAUGACUUGGGGGAUUAUCUAUCUUUCCAUGGCAUAAAAUUGGGUUAUAAGAAAUUAUGAGGUGGUAAAUCCCCACCUUGACUAAAGCUUCAGCUUGCAAAUGUGGGUUCAUAUAACUCAUUGCACAUCUACAUCCUGAAAUAAAAUACAGCAGUCCCUCCAUAUUCACUGGGGUUAGGGUUGAAGGGCCCCCGUCAAUAUAGGAAAACCACAAAUAAAAAAAACAACAACAUUAUUCUUUUUACCUGGGAGAAUACCUCUCUAGGAAU